Monosiga brevicollis MX1 is the source of this 1638-nucleotide messenger RNA. RefSeq lists its product as uncharacterized. The record is from RefSeq and is a predicted model, not a curated record. NCBI's taxonomy places the organism in Eukaryota, Choanoflagellata, Craspedida, Salpingoecidae. The transcript has 7 exons. Bases 1 to 1638 code for a protein of 545 amino acids. Gene Ontology annotation, molecular function: oxo-acid-lyase activity; imidazoleglycerol-phosphate synthase activity. Gene Ontology annotation, biological process: L-histidine biosynthetic process.
AUGGUGCACACGAGCCAAGUGUACUUGCUGGAUUACGGCGCUGGGAACGUCCGCAGCGUCAUCAACGCCGUCGAAACGCAGGGCUUUCAGCUCAAGUACAUUCAAUCCGUUGAGGACUUUGACAAAGCUGACAAGAUCAUCUUCCCUGGUGUCGGCGCCUUUGCCAGCUGCAUGGCCAAACUCGAGGCCCUAGGCUACGUGGAACCUCUCCGCAAGUACAUCGCCUCGGGCCGCCCCUUCUUCGGUGUCUGCCUCGGCAUGCAAACCCUGUUUGAGGCCAGUGAGGAAGGCGAGGGCCUCAUCAAGGGCCUCGGGGUUGUCCCCUCCGUCAUCUCCAAGUUUGAGGUUCCGGGCCUGGCUGUGCCUCACAUGGGCUGGAACGUGGCCACCGUUUGCAAGCCCAAUCCCAUUUUGCCCCAUGACCAAGAGCGCUAUUACUUUGUGCACAGCUUCAAGGCCAUGCCCACCGAGACCAUGCGCGACUGGGUCAUGACCACGACCACCUACGGCGUGGAAUUCGUCUCCUCCAUCUUUCUCAACAAUGUCAUGGCCACGCAAUUUCACCCGGAAAAGUCGGGCACGGCGGGUCUUCACAUCUUUCGUCGCUUUCUCGAGCUCCCAGAUCUUAUCACCGCCCCCGCCUACCCACUCGCGGACCCUGCUGUGGGCUCGAAAGCAGGUCUUGCGCCCCGCGUUAUUGCCUGCCUUGAUGUCCGUGCCAACGAUGCUGGGGACCUCGUGGUCACCAAGGGCGAUCAGUACGAUGUUCGCGAAAAAGAUGAUGCGGGCGACGUGCGCAACCUCGGCAAGCCCGUCGAAUUGGCCAAGCGCUAUUAUGAGGAAGGCGCCGAUGAGGUGACCUUUCUCAACAUCACUUCUUUCCGCAACUCGCCACUCAAGGACCAGCCGAUGCUCGAGGUGCUGCGCCAAACGUCACGGGAAGUUUUUGUGCCGUUGACCAUUGGCGGUGGCAUCAAGGAUAUUGUCGACCCCGAUGGCACCGCACGCAGCGCUUUACAGGUUGCCGAUGAGUACUUUCGCAGCGGAGCUGACAAGGUUUCCAUUGGCUCGGACGCAGUGCUCAUUGCCGAGGCUUACAUCGCCAGUGGCAUGCAGACGGGAAAAUCGAGCAUUGAGACAAUCUCGGCUGUCUACGGCAGCCAGGCAGUCGUCAUUUCCGUCGACCCCACGCGCGUUUACGUACAAUCUCCCAGCGAUGUCAAGCACCACACCAUCAAAACCAGCGUGCCCGGACCCAACGGCGAGAGUUAUUGCUGGUACCAGUGCACAAUCAAGGGUGGUCGCGAACGCCGGGACCUGGGUGCGUAUGAACUGGUUCGAGCGUGUGAGGCGCUCGGUGCAGGUGAGAUCUUGCUCAACUGCAUGGACAAGGACGGCACGAACAGUGGCUAUGAUCACGAGCUCAUCUCAGAUAUUAAAAAGGCCGUGGGCAUUCCCGUGAUCGCCUCCAGCGGAGCUGGGCGCGUCGAGCACUUUUCUGCAUGCCUGCGCGAAUGUCAACCCGACGCCGUGCUGGCCGCUGGCAUCUUCCAUCGCCAAGAAGUACCCAUUGCCGCUGUCAAGACUCAUUUACAGGAGCAGGGCUUUGCCGUCCGCGGUGCUGCCCUCUCUGCUUAG